AUGCCGCAACUGACUCCAGCUAACAGCCAGAAUCCCCAGAGGCCAGUGUUAUCCGAGGUUGCUGAGGUGCCUGCCCUCGGUUUUUUCAGCACAGGUUUUGAGAUUGAACAUACCCGGGACCUCUUCACUUGUACAGAGAUCACAAAUGCAACACGUAAAUCAACCAUCCUGACCAGAGAAGGUCUAUGGGCCGAUAGACAGAUCGUAGAGGCUUACCAGACCGAUGAUGUUGUGGGUUAUGUCACUACUGAUGGCAUUGUUGAUGAUAUAGAUUAUGUUACUAGUGAUGUCAUUAAUGAAAUAGAAAAUAUAAUGUAUUUAUUUAGGAUGGUUUUAAAGAUUGUUACUAUUGAUGCCAUUGAUCAUGUCAUAGGUGAUGUCACAGGUGAUAUCUUUCUAAAAGCAGAGGACAUCCAACUGAAAGAAAGGAAGGCACCUCAGAGACAAAACCUCAGACACUCAGUCAACUGUCCCUUACAGGACUUCUGGCUUCAUUACAUGUCCAUGAAAGUAACAUGUGCAAAAAUUUACCUAAAUCUCAGUAGCUCCUUUUCGGAAUAUCUUAACGACAUCCACAGCAGAAAGGAACACAGUUUGUUGGUGUCCCCUCUAGUGGUGGCCGGAAUAGUGAUAGGACUAGUUCUUUUCCUUUCCUGUGUAACCAUCAUCAUUGGAAGUCUACGGAAGGAUGGUUGUGGCCGAGAUUGGUACCUCGAGGGAGAACACAGCUAUGAUGGAAUUUCUUAUGCAGCAUCUGUCGGAGACCUGAGAUCUGUCUGUACCAGGGAGAUUUUGCCAGCCUUUCAAUUUGGAUCUUACCUGGAGCUUAAUGUGUCCUAUCCAGAUUCCCCACCAUGCUAUGAUGACUGUGUUGGACCAGGAGCUAUGGAAAUAUACCUUCCAUUAGAUGAUCCCCCACCAUACUCCCUGGAAGACCCACAAUUUGUACAAGAUGAAGACUACAACAUCAUAGGAAACAGAGAUUGGAACUCUCAAGAGAGCACAUGCCAUCUAAUUCCAUGCGUUCCUUUGCUAUGGGAUCCUAUUCAUGAAGCUCCACCCCCAUACCAAACCAGGAGUGCAUUGAGUGUGCACAUUCCUCUAAUACCAAUGGAUGUGUAG
This is a messenger RNA of Bombina bombina (fire-bellied toad), 1122 nucleotides long. RefSeq names its product brain expressed associated with NEDD4 1 (gene BEAN1). Lineage: Eukaryota; Metazoa; Chordata; Amphibia; Anura; Bombinatoridae. The transcript has 6 exons. The coding region runs from base 1 to 1122 and encodes 373 amino acids. The record is from RefSeq and is a predicted model, not a curated record.